Messenger RNA from Nylanderia fulva, 1345 nucleotides. Its product is annotated as tRNA methyltransferase 10 homolog A. The record is from RefSeq and is a predicted model, not a curated record. Gene Ontology annotation, molecular function: tRNA binding. NCBI's taxonomy places the organism in Eukaryota, Metazoa, Arthropoda, Insecta, Hymenoptera, Formicidae. Gene Ontology annotation, biological process: tRNA N1-guanine methylation. Gene Ontology annotation, cellular component: nucleus; nucleoplasm.
UAGCGCGGAUUCAAAGCACGCGUAGCAAAACGCGGAGUAUUUCAAGGUUAAGCACGAUUUUAUACGUAUGCUCACGCCGGGCAGAGUCGACGAUUAUUCGACAACAUGGACAAGGUGUGUCCUGCGGAAGAGGCAGAGACCGUCGUGGCGAACACGUCGCUCGAAUCACCGUCGAAUAUAAGUAAGCGUCAAUUCAAGAGAAUGCAGAAGAGGAAAAAAUGGCUGGAGCGGAAGACCGAAAAGAGAUUGAAAGAGAGGGCAAAAGCGAGAGAGAAACGUGCGUACGCGCGCGCGAAUAACUUGAGUCUAGGCCCCUCGAGGAAAUUCUUGAAGAAAAGCACCAUGGCGAUUAGUCCCUGCAAGCUAAUGGUAGCCAUUGACUUGUCCUUCGACGAUUUGAUGAUUGACAAAGAUAUUGCGAAGCUGACGAAGCAGAUCCUGAGGUGCUACACCUUGAAUAGAAGAGCCACAGCACCGAUGCAAUUCUCCCUCACGAGUUUCACUGGAAGGUCACGAGCCGACAUGGAGAAACACAAUGGAUAUGAACACUGGGAUGUGAACUUUCACACGGAAUCGUACGUAAACGUUUAUCCGAAGGACAAGAUCGUGUAUCUUACGAGUGAAUCUGAGAACGUGAUAGAUCAUAUCGAUCAUGAAUCAGUAUACAUCAUAGGAGGCCUUGUCGAUCAUAAUGCGCACAAGGGUAUAUGUCACAAGUUGGCGAGAGACGCGGGCGUCACACAUGGACGAUUACCUUUGGACAAGUUUCUGCAGAUGAAGGCGAGAAAGGUGUUGACUAUUGACCAUGUUUUCGAGAUAUUACUGAGGGUAACGGAGGGCAAUACUUGGCAAGAGGCCUUUCUGAAGGUGUUACCGGAGAGAAAGAACGCUCGACCGAUUGUUCCUGUGAAAUCCGAAGAGGAGGAAUCGCAAGAUUCGAAGCCUGUCGAUGUAAAUAGUGCAAUGCUAGUCAAUGUAAAUAGUACAAUGCAAAUCAAUGUAAGUAAUACAAUGCCAGUCGAUAUAAAAGACGUCUGCGAUAUUAAACUGGAGAGCGAAAGCGAUAUUAAACUGGAAAGUAACGUAGAAUCGAAGACACUUUUAGAGGAGCACUCGUGUGCGACGUAAAUGCGUGAAUAGCGGCCUAAUUAAUGUCAAAUGUCUUGCAAAAUUAGAAGCUUGCAAUGCUAUAUCCUUGAAAUAUUCUUAUAAUACAAGUUUCUACAAAAAUGAGAAAAAUCGAAUUGUAAAUAUUUAAAAUAUAUUUUUUUAAUCGAAAAAGAAGACUCUUUGGAUAUUAAAUAUCAAAAAUAAAGAGUAAUUAAAAAUCUAGCGUGAUAAGCAA